AUGAAGUCAUUCAUAUUUUUACUUGUAUCUGUAACAUUUUCUUUUGAAAUUGAUGACGGCAAGGUCAAAGGAUCAAUCAUAUAUAAUAGAACUGGUAAUUCAACUGGUUGGAACUUUCUUUAAAUAAGUUUAGAGAGUAUUGAAAAUGAUGAAGAUGUUUUUGCUGCAGCUGGAAGAUUUGAAGGAGAAGAAUCAAGAGAAGAAAUUUAUAAUGCUUAUAGGAAUUAUGUCUAUGGACUAUAAGGUGGAAGACAUUUUUUACCAAAAUCCCUUUAGAGAUAUGUGCAUAAUUAAUAUAAUUGGUUAAAAGAAUAGAGUUAAACUUAAAAUACAUCAUAUUGGAGGAUGGUUAAAUAUCUUUUGAUUUAGUUAGAGAAUAUGUAUGAAGGAUAUAAUUAUCAUUAUGGUAAAACAGAAAAAGCUUUGUCUUUUGAUUAGUUCUAUUUUCUUAGUAAUAUGGGAGAUCUUUAAGAUUUGUGGCCAAGUGUUGGAGAAGUACAAACUCAAGGAAUUGGAAAUUGCAAUUCAUUUUAUAAACCAGGCAUAAUGGCACAUACUACUUUUAACGUUUAUCAAACUAUGCUUCGAAUCUAUAAAAGCUAUAAUUUUAAAUUAAAAGAUAAAGAUGUAGUCAAUCAACAUUUAUCUUUUACAGCAAGACCAGGUGAUUUAGAAUCUAAAGAUGAUUUUUUUGUUCUUUGGGAUACUUAAAUGGUUGUAACAGAAACAUCAUUUAAUAAUUAUAAUAAAGAAAAUUAUGAGUAUUUUCAUUAUGAUUCAGUUCCUUGUUGGAUUAGAGUUAAUAUAGCAAGUAGAUUAGCAAAGAAUCCAAAAGAAUGGAUGGAUAUUUUUGGAUUACAUAGAAGUGGAACUCACAAUAAUUAAUGGGUUGUUACAGAUUAUAAUAAAGUUUAUAUGGGAGAAGAGGCUUUCUUUAUUUAUAAAGUGCAUGAUCUAACAAAUACAUUAUUAAAUAGCUAAGGAUAUGUUGCAUCAUAUAAUGUACCUUUAGAUUAAGAAAUCUUUGAUUCUUUAAGUAAAAUUAUAUUGUAUUUUAGAAUAUCCAAAUACUACUUCAUAUAAUGAUGAUGUAAGAGCUAAAUAGUUUAGAAUGUAUUAAGGAAAUUUAAGAACUGUUAGAGAGAUUGGAAGAUUACUAAGAUAUAAUAAAGUAACAGAUGAUUUUGAUAUUUGUGAUGGAGCUAUAUGUCCAAGAUGUGAUUUAGUAAAUGAAAAUGAAUAUCCAUUUGGAGGGAUUGAUGGAAAAGUCAUAAGUUAGGAUAUGAUUAAAGUUAAAAAGGUUCAUUUGAUAUCUAGUCCAUCUUAUUAAGAACAUCAAAUGUUCAAUUGGAAGGCCUUUCCUAAUAUACCUCAUUAUGGUAUGACUGAUAAAUGGUCAUUCCCAUGGUAUGAGCUUGAUGAAACUAAUUUUACAAUAAAAGAGUUAUAUUAAGAUUAUUGA
Paramecium pentaurelia is the source of this 1462-nucleotide messenger RNA. Lineage: Eukaryota; Ciliophora; Oligohymenophorea; Peniculida; Parameciidae. The record is from the annotation of a GenBank genome assembly.